Candida albicans SC5314 is the source of this 1455-nucleotide messenger RNA. Its product is annotated as asparaginase. The transcript has a single exon. Gene Ontology annotation, molecular function: asparaginase activity. Bases 1 to 1455 code for a protein of 484 amino acids. Lineage: Eukaryota; Fungi; Ascomycota; Pichiomycetes; Serinales; Debaryomycetaceae. The record is from RefSeq and is a predicted model, not a curated record.
AUGACACCACCAAAAAGAAGAGAAUCAUCUUCCUCAAUUACAAAUAUUCUUACAUUAAAUAAUCUUGAACUUGGAGCAACAGCAGGAGAAGUAAGAGGUGCUGGAGCAAUCUCGGAAGAAAAUGGCCUUGUUCAUCACCAACAUCAUCUCGAAGAUUCAGAACAUUAUCAUACUACUCAAGUAGAAAUAGAAAGUCAUUUUUCCACUGAUGAUGAAAUUAAUCAUCCUGGUAAUAAUUUCAAUGAUGAUCAAAUUAGUCAUUUACCAACAAUUAAAAUAAAAUAUCAUCGAUCAAAUUCAGUUCAUUCUAUUUCAUCAGCCAAUUCAUUUGAUGGUGCUAACAACAUUAGUGGGGAUAUUUCGUUGUUACCGACAAUCAAAGUUUUAGGUACUGGUGGAACAAUUGCGUCCAAAGGAGUAUCAUCACAUCAAACUGCAGGAUAUGAAGUUGAUUUAACUAUUGAAGAUUUAGUUUCUACUAUCCCUGAUUUAUCACAAACUUGUCAAUUAGAAUAUGAACAAGUAUUAAAUAUUGAUUCUAAAGAAAUGGAUAAUUCCUCAUUACUUAAACUUUAUCAUAAAAUUCAACUUGAUUUACCACAUUAUGAUGGGAUUGUCAUUACUCAUGGUACAGAUACCAUGGAAGAAACGGCAUUUUUUUUACAAUCAACCAUUAAUACUUUUAAACCAAUUGUAUUAUGUGGAUCUAUGAGACCAAGUACAGCAAUAUCUUCUGAUGGACCCAUGAAUUUAUAUCAAGCAAUAGCCAUUGCUUCGAAUCGAGAAAGUCGUGGUCGUGGAGUUUUAAUUGCUUUGAAUGAUAGAAUUGGUUCUGGAUUUUAUAUCACCAAAUCAAACGCUAAUUCUUUAGAUACUUUCAAAUCUAUUGGUCAAGGUUAUGUGGGAAAUUUUGUUAAUAAUGAAAUUAGAUAUUUUUUCCCUCCAGCAAAACCUUUAGGUUUAACCAUGUUUCAUAUAAAUGAUUUAUUUUCAUCAUCAUCUUCUUCUUCUGCUAUUGGCGGUAACGACAUUAUACCUUGUUUACCUGAAGUAACAAUAAUUUAUGCUCAUCAAGGAUUAAAUAAUGAAAUAUUUAAAUUUGUCAUUAAUGAUCUAAAAUCCAAGGGGAUUAUUUUAGCUACUAUGGGUGCUGGUAGUAUGUCAGAUAAAACUAAUCAAUAUUUAUCUGAUUUGUUAAUUAAUAAUCCUAAUUAUCCAAUUGUUUAUAGUAAACGAUCAAUGGAUGGGAUGGUUCCAAUUGGUUCAUUACCUAAAGUACUAGCAGUAAUAAAAGACGCCGCUGACAAUGGUAAACCGGCAACCAAAAAAGUUCCAUUUGUUAAUGCUAUAGCUGGUGGAUAUUUAAACCCACAAAAAGCAAGAAUAUUAUUACAAUUAUGUUUGAAUGAAGGUAUGGAUUUAUCAAAGAUUAAAAAUGUAUUCAAAACUGUAUAA